Messenger RNA from Acanthosepion pharaonis, 519 nucleotides. Lineage: Eukaryota; Metazoa; Mollusca; Cephalopoda; Sepiida; Sepiidae. The record is from the annotation of a GenBank genome assembly.
AUGAAACCUGGACUGAAAUUGAAAAAUGUCCUUCAUUCCAAUAAUUCUCAUCCUUUUCAUUCUAUCAUUUGUAUCUAUCCCUCUAUAUUUUUACCCUUUCCAAUUAUCUUUGUCAUUUUUCCUUUUUUUCUUUCUUUCUUUCUGUCUUUCUUUCUUUCUUUCUUUCUUUCUUUCUUUCUUUCUUUCGUUAUCAACUAUUUCUCUGUCGAAAUUUCUUUCUUUCUCUCUUUUGUUCUGUCUUUCUCUCUUUUCCUUUCUUUUAUUUUUUUCUUUCUUUCUUUCUUUCUUUGUAAUGAAAUGAUCUUCCUCUCUCUACAUAAUUACGAUUUCUCUUUCUUUUUCUUUCUUUCUUUCUUUCUUUCUUUCUUUUUUUCUUUUUUUCUUUAUAAUGAAAUGAUCUCUCUUUCUCUACAUAUCUACUAUUUAUCUUUUUCUUUCAUUUUUUUUUCCUUCCUUUCUUUCUUUCUUUCUUUUUUUUUUCUUUUCUUUUUUCUUUUUUCUUUCUUUGUAAUGAAAUGA